CAGCUGGUCUGAUUAGUACGCUGCAAAAACAGGUCUCCUUGAAAUAAGUCAAACAUUCUUACCCCAUUAGCAGAUUUUCUUCAAAUAACUAAAAAGAAUCUACAGAUGAAACCGCAUGGCGAUGGCGCUCAACAUUCAUGGCCUGUCUGAGGACCAGUUCACGUGCUCCAUCUGCCUGGAUCUGUUCGACAACCCGGUCUCAACGCCAUGCGGCCACAGCUACUGCCAGAGCUGCAUCAGCUCCUACUGGGACGGAAAAGGAGGCGGCGCAGGUGGAGGCCGGGCCGCCAGGCCGUACCACUGUCCUCUGUGCAAGGAGUCCUUCCGCAGGCGACCGGAGCUCCACAUCAACCGGACCCUGAAGGAAAUCACCGAGCAGUUCAAGCAGAUGGCAAUUCAAGGCGAAGGAGUCGGGCAAAUGGAGCCACCCGCUCCACCACAGACGCCUCCAGUAGAGCCGGAUGGGAAUUAUGACCCACCACCUCCCUACAUCGCACCCCCCAGGGUUACUCCGAGAAGAACCAGUGACGCCUCUUCCAACCUCUCUUCGUGUCCCAUUCACCUGAGAGGCCUGGAGUUGUUCUGUCGCACAGACAACAUCUGCAUAUGCAGCCUGUGCGUGGAGGCGGCGGGCCACAGGGGGCACAGCGUCGUCCCCGCCAUGAGGGAGUGGCAGAUGAAGAAGACUCAGAUGGGCAUAGUGGAGACGGAGCUGAGAGGCCUCAUCGCCGAGAGGGAGAGGAAAGUCGAGGAGAUCCAGACCUCCAUUCGAGAGAUAGAGGUCGCUGCUGAAAGAGAGACUGAAGGAACCGUCUUUGCUUUCGCUCAGCUGAUCUCCAUUGUGGAGCGGUGCCAGUCUGAAGUAAUGGAGGUGAUUGAGAUGACGCUUCGCUCCGCUCAACUCAGAGCUCAGGGUUUGCUAACGGAGCUGAAAGAAGACAUCGACAUGCUCAAAAAGAAGAGUUUGGCAAUGAACCGGAUGAUGGAUUCUGAAGACUAUGUUUUCUUUCUGAAGUCAUUCUCUGCUCUGGCCACACCUGCCACCCCAAAGACCUGGACAAAUGUCUCUAUGUCGUCUCCCCUGACAUCGGGUGUUAUUCUCAAAGACAUCAAUCUGAUGAUGAACCGCCUCCAGGAGGAGAUACGGAAGCUUCCAGAAAUCUGCCAACAAUCCACAUCCCGUUUGAAUCCAAGGCCAAACCCAGGCCAACAAUCCACGCCAGCCCCGUUGGUUCCAAGGCCAAACCCAAGGGUAAAAAGAGUUCAAGAAUAUGCAGAGAACAUCACGCUGGACCCAAGAACGGCCCACCCGCGUCUCAUCAUUUCAGCAGAUGGGAAGCAGGUGCGCUGCACCGACCAUCACCAGGCGGUGCCGGACUACCCAGAGCGCUUUGACAGGGUGGUGUGUGUCAUGGCCCAUCAGGGCUUCAACUCAGGACGCCACUACUGGGAGGUGGAGGUUGGAGAGAAGACUGACUGGGACCUUGGAGUGGCAUGCCACUCUGUUAACCGUAAGGGUAAAAUCCCGGCAAGCCCCACCAAUGGGUACUGGUUCCUUAGUCUGCGGGAUCGGACCGAGUACGUCUUCCGAACAGAUCCUGCAACAAACCUGUCGGUCAACAUCAGACCCUCUCGGAUCGGAAUCUACUUGGACUGCGAUAAGGGGAUGGUGUCCUUCUACAAUGUGGAGGCCAAAGCGCUGAUCUACACACACACAGACAGCUUCCCGGAUACCAUCCAUCCAUUCUUUAGCCCCUGCACUAACAUGUCAGGACGGAAUGAGGCUCCAUUGGUCAUCUGUCCAAAUACAACGUCCGAUUGAAGAAAGCCAACCGUCCUACAUUUGUGAAACAUCAACAUAUUUUAUCUCUGCAAUGAGGUGACUGACAUACAAAAACUGACGACUUUAAUUUUUUUUCAAUGUGGGUCAUUUAGCAACAGAUCAAUGAUCUUUAAUUACUCUAAGUUUACUGGAUGGAAGUUUACAUCAGGAAUAGCAGUAAUCAUAAUGGCCCUUUUUGGAAAAAAGAAAAAAAAGAAGUUCCAUCCAAGUUUGACUAUUGUAUGUUUAGAAAGCAGGUACAGGUAUUCUAUGGUCCUUCGCACACUAGUGUGAUUGGGAUUUGCCAAAAUUUUGGGUUGUAAUUUUCUCUUGGAUAAUCUGAGAUGGAUGAGCCCAAAAUUUGGAUCAGCGUGAGAAAAAAUACUGCUCUAAAGACUUAAAAAGAUGGAAUGUUGAGCUGGAAACACACUGUAAAUAUCUUCUAAGGAUUGAUCUGCCUAAAUGUCUAUUUUCUUUCUCAAAUAAAUGUGAUUUUUCUCUGCAAAUAAAAUCCUAAAUGGAAAAAAAAUAUUGUAAACAAUUGAUAAACCGUCUCAGCCAGACUUUUAUUUUGUAAAUACCUGCUAUUAAGAGCUAUCAACAUUUAGAAAGGAAACUGAAAUCUAUAAUAUUUUGCACAAAUGUUUUAACUUUCUUUGGUGGUGGUUGGAUUAAAGAUGAAAAUGCAUUUGGAAUAAAAUAACAAGAAAAGUAAACAGAGGUCCAAAUGAAUUUCUAAUAAAAUUUCACUGACACUCAAAAUGGUAAAUUGUGUUUAACAUUAGUGUUUUUGACACUAUAGCUUUAUUUCAGAACAUUCUCCACCUGAAUGGUUGCUAGUUCAAUUCCCAGCAUUGGCAGGAUUUGGGGGGGGCAUUUUCCUCAGCCUUGGUGCCACUUUGGUGCUCAUGACCGCAGUGCUCGAGUGGAGCUUUUCAAGAGGGAGGGAACAGAAGGUUGU
Messenger RNA from Oryzias latipes (Japanese medaka), 2783 nucleotides. RefSeq names its product E3 ubiquitin-protein ligase TRIM21. Gene Ontology annotation, molecular function: zinc ion binding; protein binding. Lineage: Eukaryota; Metazoa; Chordata; Actinopteri; Beloniformes; Adrianichthyidae. The record is from RefSeq and is a predicted model, not a curated record.